This is a messenger RNA of Striga asiatica, 5244 nucleotides long. NCBI's taxonomy places the organism in Eukaryota, Viridiplantae, Streptophyta, Magnoliopsida, Lamiales, Orobanchaceae. The record is from the annotation of a GenBank genome assembly.
AAGUUGUACAUCGAUGUACAACUUGCGUUGGGUUGUCAAACUCUUUGGAAUUGCAUGCCCAGAUUAGGAAGAUAACGGAUGAGAGAUGUAAAAAGCAGAGGGCUAAUGAGGAAGAUAUGAAUAAAGAAAAGCCGUGGAAAACAUGGAGAUGGCAUUUCAACUAACACAUGCAAUUCGAGGUUAAAACAGCGACCGCCAUUAAUGCAAAGCCCAACCGUAUAGUUACUGACAGCAUUAAUGGAGCACAACCAACAAUGACAGCCCAAAAAUUCAUCUUUACUCGUCUCCACACCGCCAGAUGAGUUUUUCCCUUUCCUUUUCAUUAAUGGUCAAAUUGAACCAAAUGCGCUGCAGAAACGAAAACAAAAAUUGAAGAAAAAUAAGAAAAAGAGGUUGAUGUGGGGCACGGCGGAGAAUUUGUCGGCGCGUUCGGAGUCGUUCAGGGAGGAUGGGGAUGACGAGGAGGCGCUGCGGUGGGCGGCGCUGGAGCGGCUGCCGACUUACCGCCGCGUGAGGCGGGGAAUAUUUCGCAACAUGGUCGGCGACUCCAAGGAGGUCGACGUGCAUAAGCUGCAAGCACAGGAGCAGAAAAUCGUUCUGGAUCGGCUCAUUAACUCGGUUGAUGACGACUGGGAGAAAUUCUUCUCCCGUGUGAGACGUCGAUUUGAGCGUGAACGCAUGUCCUCCUUGGCUGCACUAAAGCUAAAAAAGAUUGGGAAAGUUAUGCAAGCUACUCCUGUGAAUAAUUGCACUCUCGAUAGGGCUGUUGCCAAUCUUCAACGAUUUGAAUUGAGCACUAUUGAUGACAUAAUAUCUUUUGCAAAGCUGCAAAGUCCUAUGACUAGUGUCAGAACAAAGCGACGGAUACUGAUGAGUUCAAGGAAAGCACCACUCAUAGUUGAUCUGGGUUUCCCAGCUGUUGAAGUCAGAUUUCACAAUCUAACUGUUGAAUCUUCUGUUCACAUUGGUAGUAGAGCUUUGCCUACGAUUUCAAACUUUAUCAUCAACAUGGCCGAGGCUUUAUUCAGGCAGCUAAGGAUACACUCAGGAAAUAGAAGAAAGCUGACAAUUUUAGAUGAUAUAAGUCCUCCAAGCUCUGGAAAAACAACACUGCUUUUAGCCCUUGCCGGCCGCCUCAAAUCUGAUCUUAAGGUGUCAGGUAAAAUAACGUAUAAUGGACAUGGUCUGAACGAGUUUGUACCCCAGAGGACAUCUUCUUAUGUUACUCAGGAAGAUUGGCAUGUAGCUGAGAUGACUGUUAGAGAGACACUCGACUUCUCAGCACGUUGUCAAGGCGUUGGUUAUAAGUAUGAUAUGCUUCUGGAACUUUCAAGAAGAGAGAAGAUUUCUGGAAUGAAACCUGAUGAAGAUCUUGAUAUAUUUAUGAAGGCAUUGUCCUUAGAAGGGAAGGAGACAGGCCUUUUGGUGGAAUACAUUAUGAAGAUUCUAAAGAUUUUAGGUUUGGACCUUUGUGCGGAUACUCUGGUUGGAGAUGAAAUGAUCAAAGGAAUCUCUGGUGGUCAAAAGAAGCGUCUGACAACAGGUGAAAUAUUAGUGGGUCCAUCAAGAGUGUUAUUCAUGGAUGAAAUAUCAACUGGUCUUGAUAGCUCAACAACAUACCAUAUUGUAAAGUAUCUUAGGCAUUCGACACGUGAACUAGAUGGAAGCACUGUCAUUUCUCUGCUUCAGCCAGCACCUGAGACUUACGAGUUAUUUGAUGACAUCAUCCUUUUGUCUGAGGGAAAAAUUGUAUACCAGGGACCUCGUACAGCUGUCCCUGAAUUCUUUGCUUAUAUGGGCUUCCGUUGUCCAGAACGGAAAAAUGUGGCAGACUUCCUUCAAGAAGUUGUAUCGAAAAAAGAUCAAGAACAGUAUUGGGCUUUACCUUAUCAGCCUUAUCGAUACAUACCGGUCGCAAAGUUUGCCGAAGCUUUCGGAUCAUACAACAUUGGGAAGAAUUUAUCUGAAGAACUGGAUAAGCCAUAUGAUAAGUGCUACAACCAUCCUGCAGCCUUGUCAACUUCACAAUAUGGGGUCAAGAAGAUUUUACUUCUUAAAACCAACUUUCACUGGCAGUUGCUGCUUAUGAAACGGAAUUUGUUUAUAUAUGUUUUUAAAUUUGUUCAGCUUCUUCUGGUUGCGCUGAUCACCAUGAGUGUGUUUUGCCGGUCUACUCUUGGUCAUAAUACAAUCGAUGAUGGAGGUUUUUAUUUGGGAGAGUUGUACUUUUCAAUGGUGAUUAUUCUUUUCAAUGGCUUCACUGAGGUUUCAAUGCUCGUGGCCAAGCUUCCCGUACUUUACAAACACAGGGAUUUGAAAUUGUACCCUAGUUGGGCAUAUACCAUACCUUCAUGGUUUUUGAGCAUUCCAACAUCAUUGAUAGAGUCUGGUUUUUGGGUGGCAGUAACAUAUUAUGUGGUUGGAUUUGAUCCAAAUAUCUUCAGGUUUCUUCGGCAACUUGUGCUUUACUUCUUUCUUCAUCAAAUGUCUCUAUCCCUUUUCCGACUUAUGGGUUCCUUGGGUCGUAACAUGAUCGUGGCAAAUACGUUUGGAUCAUUUGCUAUGUUGAUAGUCAUGGCUCUUGGAGGAUACAUCAUUUCAAGAGAUAGGAUUCCUAGUUGGUGGAUGUGGGGAUUUUGGGUUUCUCCACUAAUGUAUGCUCAAGAUGCUGCUUCUGUGAAUGAAUUCCUUGGGCAUUCUUGGGACAAGAGAAGUGGGAUCAACUCAACUUUGUCAUUAGGAAAAGCAUUGCUAAACAGUCGCAGUUUGUUCACCGAAAGUUACUGGUACUGGAUUGGCAUUGGUGCUUUGAUUGGUUACACCAUCUUGUUCAAUAUCCUUUUCACAUUGUCUCUCUCGAAGUUGAACCCUCUUGGGAAACGUCAAGCAGUUGUUUCUAAAGAAGAGCUUCAAGAAAAGGAGAAGAUGCGGAAAGGAGAAUCAUCUGUAAUCCAGCUAAGGGACUUUUUACAGCACUCGGGUUCAUUUGCAAAAAAGAGUUUUAAACAAAAAGGCAUGGCACUCCCUUUUCAGCCACUCUCCAUGUCAUUCAGCAAUGUCUGUUACUAUGUAGAUGUGCCCCUGGAGCUAAGGCAGCAAGGCAUAUCAGAGGAAAAACUGCAGUUGUUGAAUAACAUUACAGGAGCAUUUAGGCCUGGCGUGCUCACUGCAUUAGUUGGAGUUAGUGGCGCUGGGAAAACCACUCUCAUGGAUGUAUUAGCUGGCAGAAAGACUGGUGGACUCAUACAAGGAGACAUAAAAAUAUCCGGUUAUCCUAAAAAACAAGACACCUUUGCCAGAAUAUCAGGAUACUGCGAACAAAAUGAUAUUCAUUCCCCAUGCUUGACGCUUCAUGAAUCACUUCUCUUCUCUGCUUGGCUCCGCCUAUCAUCGGAUAUUGACUUGGAAACCCAAAAGGCCUUUGUUGAUGAGGUGAUGGAACUUGUGGAGCUUAUUCCUUUGAAAGGAGCAUUGGUUGGUCUACCAGGAGUUGAUGGACUAUCAACAGAGCAAAGAAAACGCUUAACUAUUGCUGUUGAACUUGUGGCAAAUCCUUCCAUAGUAUUUAUGGAUGAGCCCACAUCAGGGUUGGAUGCUAGAUCUGCAGCUAUAGUCAUGAGGACUGUGAGGAAUAUAGUGAAUACUGGAAGGACAAUUGUUUGCACCAUUCAUCAACCUAGCAUCGACAUCUUUGAAUCCUUUGACGAGCUUUUAUUGAUGAAACGAGGAGGGGAGCUCAUUUAUGCUGGUCCACUUGGAACCAAGUCUAGCAAACUGAUAGAGUAUUUUGAGGGAAUUGAAGGAGUACCAAAGAUCAAGCCUGGGUAUAAUCCUGCUACAUGGAUGUUAGAGAUUACAUCAUCAGCAGAGGAGCACCGCCUGAAUGUUGAUUUUGCUGAAAUUUACAGAAAAUCUAAUCUAUUUCAGUUUAAUAAUCAGUUGGUUGAGAGAUUAAGCAAACCAGCCGCUGAUUCGAAGGAUAUUAAGUUUCCUACAAAGUAUACUCGGUCAUAUUUCGAACAAUUUGUGGCUUGUCUUUGGAAACAGAACCUAUCUUACUGGCGAAAUCCACAAUACACUGCAGUUCGGUUCUUCUAUACAGUGAUAAUAUCGCUGAUGCUGGGAACAAUAUGCUGGGAAUUUGGUUCCAAAAGGGAGACUCAGCAGGACAUUUUCAAUGCUAUGGGAUCAAUGUAUGUUGCUGUACUGUUCAUUGGAGUUACAAAUGGUACUGCUGUUCAACCAGUUGUUUCUGUCGAAAGGUUUGUUUCAUACAGAGAAAGAGCAGCUGGAACAUAUUCGGCUUUGCCAUUCGCAUUUGCUCAGGUUGCCAUUGAGUUUCCAUAUGUAUUCACACAGUCAAUAAUUUACUCGGCAAUAUUUUACUCAAUGGCCUCCUUUGAGUGGACUGCCUCUAAAUUUUUGUGGUACAUGUUUUUUAUGUACUUCACUAUGCUGUAUUUCACCUUUUACGGGAUGAUGACGACAGCUGUUACACCCAACCAUAAUGUGGCUGCCAUUAUCGGCGCCCCUUUUUACAUGCUUUGGAAUCUCUUUAGCGGAUUCAUGAUACCUCACAAGAGAAUACCGAUAUGGUGGAGAUGGUAUUAUUGGGCAAAUCCCGUUGCAUGGAGUCUCUACGGCCUUGUUGCUUGUCAAUAUGCUGACAGUGAAAAACCCGUGAAACUUUCGGAUGGAUUCCAUGUGUUGUCCACGAGGCUUUUAGUGAAGAAUGUUUUUGGCUUCAGGCAUGAUUUCAUUGGCAUUUCCGGGUUUAUGGUGGUUGGGUUUUGUUUCUUAUUCGCUCUCAUUUUUGCUUUCGCUAUAAAAUCUUUCAACUUCCAGAGGAGAUGAGUCUAGACGCGGUUAAUUAGAUCUCAUCACAUGGAAACUGUAAAUUUUUGUAAUCAGGACAGAGUCAAUUCGUUUGCUUUGCCGAUAAAAUUUUAUAUUGAUUUUUCGCGUGCCUUUUAUUUUUUAGAUGAACGAUUUAUAACUAAACUGUUAAAAGAUCAAUGUUGAGGCAAAGGUGGUCUCAGGUGAAUCUGGCUCUAAGAUGAAUGCAUCCUGUAGAGUGCUUUUGUUACUGAUGUAUAAUGUAUUGCCCUGGAGGAAAAAUGAACAAUAAAGAGUGUGUUUUGUAAGAUCGUUGAAUAGAUUAAAGAUAACCAAUUGAAGAAGACUUAAAGAGCAAGGAAUAACAUCACGAGAUGAACACAUUUUGUGUUCCUUUCUUUUUGUUCA